Molecule: messenger RNA, 240 nt
Organism: Thelazia callipaeda (thelaziosis nematode)
Lineage: Eukaryota; Metazoa; Nematoda; Chromadorea; Rhabditida; Thelaziidae
Source: the annotation of a GenBank genome assembly
AUGUUUUCAUGCGUAGAAAGAACAAAGGUGUCAAACUCGUGCAAAUUAUGUGCGCUUAAUACGAAGCGACGAGCAUUAGAUCAGAUCGAGCGGCAACUCAAAAAUAGGACUAUGAAUGUAGCUGAAACAUCGAGUUUGACAUCAGAGAGCAUAACAUUAUGCAGUUUAAGUUCAUUUCCUUCUAAGGACAAUACGAGAAAUUCGAAGGAUGGCGAUUUUGGUGGGUUAGAUGAAAUUUGA